Molecule: messenger RNA, 1011 nt
Organism: Calypte anna (Anna's hummingbird)
Lineage: Eukaryota; Metazoa; Chordata; Aves; Apodiformes; Trochilidae
Product: E3 ubiquitin-protein ligase RNF13-like
Exons: 1
Coding region: 1-1011 (336 amino acids)
Biological process (GO): ubiquitin-dependent protein catabolic process; positive regulation of DNA-templated transcription; protein ubiquitination
Cellular component (GO): nucleoplasm; cytoplasm
Molecular function (GO): ubiquitin protein ligase activity
Source: RefSeq, a predicted model, not a curated record
AUGAAUCUGCAUCUACAACUUCUUUUUCUAGUUGCUGUUGCUUCCUACCAGGUGGCUUUUGCAGAAGCCUUUGGUUAUGUGGCUUACAAUGAAAGCUCCAGGUGUGUUGCUUAUGAAGCUCUGCCCUCCUGCUUUGGGCCACAACUCCCAGCAGAAGGGCUGAGGGGGUACAUGAUGAGGGUGAUCCCACCAAACGCUUGCCACGCAAUCCAGAAUCCUCCAACACCACGAGAUCCCUCCGAGACGUAUAUUGCCCUCAUACAGGGGUGUGACUGCCCAUUUGUUGAGAAGGUCCUUCAUGCCCAGCAGGCUGGGUACCACACUGCUGUUGUCUACAACGUGAAUUCUGAGCACUUGACUACCAUGAGGGCUGAUGACAAAAAAAUCCAACAGCUGAUUAAGAUCCCAUCACUCUUUACCGGGCAAUCGGUCUCCCUCCACUUGCAAAGGACUUCCCAUCAUGACAAAGGGGCCUACAUCAGCCUUCUGCCACCCAAACACUAUUGGCAGCCCUGCCUAGAGGAUGCCAAAAUGCUCCAGGAAACUUUCAUCUUGCAGGAUUUCAGAAGCAUAUUCUGCAUCAUCGUUGCCACUUUCUCAGUUGUGGCGGUCUUGGGCUACUACAAGAAGAGGAGCCAGAUAAAGCUGCACACUUACAAGCUGGGAGACAAAUAUGAGAGCUGUGUGAUCUGCAUGACAGACUACAAGGAAGGGGACAGCCUGAAGAUCCUGUCCUGCUCCCAUGCUUACCACAGUGCCUGCAUUGACACCUGGUUCCACACCCAGCCCAACAAGAAGACAUGUCCCUUCUGCAAGCAGGCAGUGAGCUCCUGUGUGCAAGGUGACAUCCCAGCAGAGCAGGCUGGUGAGGAUCAGGAUGAGGAGCAACAGGCUGAUGAAGAUGUCACAUUCAGUGGAGGGCAUGAAGAUGAACACAUUGAAGAGGAGAAAGAGGAGAAAGAUAAUGCAAGCACAGUGGAAGAAGACUUUGAAGCACCAUUAGAGCUGUGA